Messenger RNA from Paramecium sonneborni, 1640 nucleotides. NCBI's taxonomy places the organism in Eukaryota, Ciliophora, Oligohymenophorea, Peniculida, Parameciidae. The record is from the annotation of a GenBank genome assembly.
AUUAAUUUAUGUCAAGCACUUAUUUAGAAUAGGUGAGAGCGGCUUUUUCUUAGAUCGAAGUCAUUGAAAAGACAAUCGUAUUUUGUAUGUAGAGCAAAUAAGUGAUUCCAAAUUAGUCUGUUUUAUUAGAUCAUAGAAUUAAUAACUUAAUUUAAAUGGCGCAAAAGACUGCAGCUGAUGCUUUAAUAUUAAUUGAUGGAGCAGAUGGAUGGAAAAAAGAGGAGAUGAAUUAUUUGUAAGGAGUUGGAGGUUCUGGAGAUGUUUGGGAGAACUUUUAUGAAAGAUUCAAAGAAAUUAAAGAUUAUCAUAAAAGAGUCACUAAUGUAUAAACUAUGUAGAAUAAAGUAUAUAUAUAUAUAUAUAAUAUUUGUCAGGUUGAAUUUUACUAUGAAUAAGCUUUUGCACCACCAUUUAAAGAACCAUAUUUCUCGGGAGAAGAACAUCAUGGUAGAUUUCUUGAUAUGCAUGCUAGCUAUAAGGAAUUCUUGAAUCUUAAGAAGUUAAAAGAAAGCAACAAAAUCAAAAUUGGAGAUUAUUUGUGGUAUUUACAGAAUUUUUAAAAUUUUCAUGAUAUUCCACUCUAUAUUAAAGAAAAAGAAGGAAGCAAAUAUAAGAGAUAUCUUAUUAAUAUGUUAGAAUAUUUGCGUAGUUUUUAUUAAAGAGUAGAUCAUUAAUUUAUUUUAGGUAAAUCCAUUAUAAGAUGUUAGCAAGAUUGAAUAAAAAAUAGAAAUUGAUUUUUAAACAUAAUGGGAAAAUGGUUAAGUUAAAGGUUGGGAACAUAGAAAAGAAGAAACUGAAGAAAUAAGAGGACAUCCUCAUUAUUGUGAAGCUUGUUAAAAGAAAUUCUAAAAUGAAAAUACAUUUGUUAAUCAUUUUGAUGGAAAAAAACAUAAAGCAUUGGCAAAACUAAAAGAAAAAUAGAUAGAAUAAGUUAUAUAAGCUAGCAAUUAAUAAGAAUAACCGAAAGAAGAUAAUGAAGGAUAAAAAAAAAAGAAGAUGGCAUAUUUAGAAGUGGGUAUAUUGUAAUACAAAGAGAGUUUAUAAUAAUAAUUAAAUGAUACAAUGAAUUUAGUUAGAAAGAAAUAGAGUAGAAGAUAUGAAGAAAAUGAAGAUGAAGAAGCAAUUCCUGUAUAGGAUUAAUAAUUAGGUAUUAUAUAUUAAUAUACAUAUAUAUAAAUUAGAUUAACCUGAAGAAGCAAGUAGUGAAGAUGAAAGUCCAAUUUAUAAUCCAAAGAAUCUACCAUUAGGUUGGGAUGGAAGACCUAUUCCAUAUUGGUUAUAUAAAUUACAUGGUUUAGGAGUAGAAUAUAAAUGUGAAAUAUGUGGUAAUACAUCAUAUUGGGGAAGAAAAGCAUUUGAAGAUCACUUUUAAGGAUGGAGACAUUCUUAUGGAAUGAGGUAAUUAUAAAUCCAAUUAUAUUUUAGAUGUUUGAGAAUCCCAAAUACUUUACAUUUCAAAGAAAUAACAAAAAUUUAAGAUGCGAUAAAUUUAUAUAAAAAAAUAUAGCAUGAUCAAGAAAGGAGUAAAUUUAGACCAGAAUAUGAAGAAGAGUAUGAAGAUACAGAUGGAAACUUGCUUAAUAAAAAAACUUAUUAUGAUUUAAAAAAGUAGGGAUUGUUGUGAAAAUAUAAGCCAUGAU